CGUGUGUAUGCGUUUGUCUGUCUGUGUGUGUGCGCGUGUUGACUGCGAGCUCUGAAGUGGCACAUGGAUCCCAUACAGUAAUAAACGCUCUUUUGCAGGUUGGAGAGAACAUGACAUAACCCGAAACGCUUAAACUUUUAUCUCGUCCACUCUUUUUUUCCCAUCUGGGACGCUGACAGCUAUAAAUACAUGUAUAUAAACAUAAUUGACGUCCUCGCGCACUGACGGUAGAAGCCACGCUGUAAAUGCGGCGCGCAGGCAGCAGCUCCCGGCUGAUCCACGGUUCCUGUGCCACUCGUCUGGGGCUGGAUCAGGCGUAGUUGUGCGUUAGGUUGUAAUAAAGAACCGGGCUGAGAUGGACGACCUGAUUCGAUCUUGUGAGCGCGAGAGAAAGUGAUGGCAGCUUCGAGUAACUCCAGUCUGUCAGGUUCCUCCGUGUCCUCCGAUCCUGAGGACUACCAGCCACCAAUAUGGAAAUCCUACUUGUACCAGCUACAGCAGGAGGCACCCAGACCAAAGAGAAUAACAUGUCCACAGGAGAUCAAGAGCAGGCCCAAGCACUAUGGUCGAGAGUUCCAUGGGCUGAUCUCUAGAGAGCAGGCAGAUGAGCUUCUGGGUGGAUCUGAGGGGGCUUACCUCAUCAGAGAGAGCCAGCGGCAGCCUGGAACAUUUACACUUGCAUUGAGGUUUGGAGGCCAGACUUUAAACUACAGGCUCUUUCACGAUGGCAAGCACUUUGUGGGAGAGAAGCAUUUCGAGUCAGUGCAUGACCUGGUCACUGAUGGCCUCAUAACUCUCUACAUCGAGACCAAAGCAGCCGAGUACAUUGCCAAGAUGACCACUAACCCCAUCUACCAGCAUGUGGGCUAUACGGCAUUACUGAGAGACAAGAUGAGCCAGCGCCUGAGCCGAGCUCGAUCGGAGUCCAAGAAAGUCACCUUUCAACAGAAUGACAAGAUCUCUAACUCACCACUGGGCAGAUGCAGCGCUCUGAAAGACGGGUCCGAGAAGCAGUGUAACUACGACAAGUUGCAUAAUUUUAAGGUACACACAUUCAGAGGCCCGCACUGGUGUGAAUACUGUGCCAACUUCAUGUGGGGUCUCAUUGCUCAGGGUGUACGCUGCUCAGACUGUGGACUGAACGUGCAUAAGCAAUGCUCAAAACUGGUGCCCAGCGACUGUCAGCCAGACCUGCGGCGCAUCAAGAAGGUUUUUAGCUGUGACCUCACCACGCUGGUUAAAGCUCACAAUACAUCACGGCCUAUGGUCGUAGACAUGUGCAUCAGAGAAAUAGAGCAAAGAGGACUGAAGUCAGAAGGGCUCUACAGAGUGUCUGGUUUUACAGAACAUAUAGAAGAUGUGAGGCUGUCCUUUGACAGAGAUGGUGAAAAGGCAGAUAUCAGUGCAAAUGCAUAUCCAGACAUCAACACCAUCACAGGAGCUUUGAAACUCUAUCUGAGGGAUCUGCCCAUCCCUGUCAUCACAUAUGACGUCUAUACCAAAUUCAUACAGGCAGCCAAAAUAAACGACCCUGACACCAGGCUAGAAGCAAUCCAUGAUGGCCUGCUGCAGCUUCCUCCUGCUCACUACGAGACUCUUCGCUACCUGAUGACUCAUUUAAAGAGGGUCACGAUGUAUGAAAAAGACAAUCUUAUGAAUGCAGAGAACCUUGGGAUCGUCUUUGGUCCAACUUUGAUGCAGCCACCAGACCAGAACACACUCGCCACGCUCAACGACAUGAGGCACCAGAAACUGAUCAUUCAGCUGUUGAUUGAGCAUGAAGAUAUCCUCUUUUAAAGCCAUGAACUGUAAAGAAUUUCCUAAAGAAUAUGUUUGGUUAUAAAAAAAAAAAUUAUGAUAAACUGUUUUAAAGUGUACAUUUCAUGUAACAUAUUCUAAAUCACCAAUAGUAGAUUAUAAGAUCAGGAAAAAUGGGAACUACUGUAGGUCCGAUCUUGAUCCUGUUUCAAUGCCCUUAAAACUUUUUAUUUAGUUUGAUCUGGUGUGGAACAAAUCAUGAGAUGAAUAAUGAUGAUAAAAUAUCAAUUCUGAUUCUAUAUAAGGUGUUUGUAUGGUACAGAAAAACUGACUGACUUCAAUGGUUAGUAUGUUGCACUGAUAAUGGUUUAAUAUUUCACAUUGGUUUAAUUUUUCGCGUUAAUGGGUUAAAAAUCGUGUUCCGUCUUUGUGGUGUGUGUAUAUGUACACGUUUGUAAUGUGUUUUACAAUACAAGACCCAACAGGAAGCACUUUUUUCUUUUCUUUUACAAAGAUUGUAAAUAUUUUGAUCUGUAUUUUUUCUGAAUUUGGUGUUGACCAUUUUAAAUGUCAUCUCCAUUCCUUUUUCCUUUUCUUAAGGAAAGGGUACGGAUGCCGUUCAGUGAGGUUGUUGUGCUUGUAUAUAUAUUAUCAUGGCUUAUUACUGUAAAUUAUGAUACUGACGAGGAACAUUUUGACCAUCUCAAACUGUGAUGUAGACAUGUGAGCCAGUGCACACGGAUGAAAGCAGUGGAUGGUGCCAUACCUCAUAAUCAGGCCAUUUAUGAAAGAAAUAAUCAUCUCUAUCUGAUGCUUUUGUCUCUGUAUGAUGAAUUUACUCAUUUGAUAUGAGAACUUUCUAAAAAUGUGUUUUAUUAAAAAAAUAUUUUCUGUGCAGGAUGAAAUUAUGACUGUAAUUUAUCAAAUUUAUUAAAUUACUUAAAUCUGAUUUAC
This is a messenger RNA of Tachysurus fulvidraco (yellow catfish), 2712 nucleotides long. It is a transcript of the gene chn2, whose product is annotated as chimerin 2. The transcript has 13 exons. Gene Ontology annotation, biological process: regulation of small GTPase mediated signal transduction; positive regulation of GTPase activity; signal transduction. The record is from RefSeq and is a predicted model, not a curated record. The coding region runs from base 397 to 1797 and encodes 466 amino acids. NCBI's taxonomy places the organism in Eukaryota, Metazoa, Chordata, Actinopteri, Siluriformes, Bagridae. Gene Ontology annotation, molecular function: GTPase activator activity.